GAGGAGGAAGUGAGCGCUGAAAAGCAGCUUUCUUACUGUACCUGACACAGUUUACUCUCACAAUAUGCUCACUCUGCGACAAAUGAAUGUACACAUUGACACAUCUGUUUACUUGGGCACCUGCUGGAGAAACUGACUCGGCCGGAGAUGACACAGAACCGGACUAUAGCCAGCAAUGGCACUCAAAAAGAUGAACUUAAAAUUGUGAUUGUUGGAGAUGGGGGUUGUGGAAAGACAUCCCUGCUGAUGGUGUACGCCAAAGGAGACUUUCCAGAGAAAUACGCCCCAUCUGUGUUCGACAAAUACGUCACCACUGUGAAUCAUGGAGGGAAAGACAUUCAGCUAAAUCUUUACGAUACAGCAGGUCAAGAAGACUACGAUCGCUUGAGGCCUCUCUCGUAUCAAGACGUAAACCUUGUUCUCAUCUGUUAUGAUGUGACCAAUCCAACCUCUUUCGACAACGUCACGAUAAAGUGGUACCCGGAAGUCCAUCAUUUCUGCCGCGACACCCCCAUCAUCCUGAUAGGAUGCAAGACAGACUUGAGAAAGGACAAAGAGAAGAUGAGAAAACUCAAAGCCUUAGAUAUGGCUCCUAUCACCUACCUCCAGGGUGAGGAGAUCCAGAAGCAAUUGAAAGCUGAGGUAUACCUGGAGUGUUCGGCUAAAUACAGAGAAAACGUGGAGGACAUUUUCAGAGAAACGGUCAAGCGAGCGCUCGCAGCCAGAGCCAAAGCAAAACACGCCCGCAAGAAGAAGAAGCACUGCAGCAUCCUGUGACCACUGCAAGAAAACUUUUUGGAAACGUUCAGAUGAAUAUGAAAAGAAAUGGCUGAGCCGUUUCGAAGGACAUGAAGUGUGUGUUGGACCACGUGGUGUUUAGGAACGUGAGCCACACCUGCCUUUGCGUGUUGUUGAUACCUGAUCAACCUGAUCAAAUGCAAUGACGGGAAUGCACGAAAUGCUGCUGUUGUCUCAGGAAAGAAACCGAUUAUGGGAUGUCUUUCUACAUCUGGUUCCCCUUUGGUGACAGUGAUGGUGCACUGCUGAAGCGUUCGUAACUGCCUAUAUUGUGCACUGGGAUGUAACAUGUUACUGUUGCACGAUUCUUUUGAUUCACAUGCACAUUUAUAUGUACAAGUUGCACCAAAACCUACUGUGGUUGUACUACGGUACAGUGCUAAUAUAAGAUGUCAUAUUUUGAUAAAUGCCAUGCUUGAAUAACUAUUAUAUUUAUGUAUGUGGUGUUUACAUUGUCCCUCUACUCUUAUGAAAAUUAACCGUGGUAUUAAAUUCAAUCAAAACCGCAACAAAACCAAAAAACAUGGUUGGCGAGACAAACUAUGCUAACCACAAACUAACCAUGGUAUUUGUAGUAAAGCUGUGGUACUCCAAAUCUCCCCAAAACAGACUUCUAGUCUAAUUUUACUAUAGUAAAACCAUGGUUAAUUUUGGUAAAAGUUAGGUAUGUCAGAGAAUACCAUAGUGGGCAUGCACAACAACGUGUGUGUUUUCUUGUUGCCGCUGUUUUGACCAUUUCAACCAUUUUUUCAUUGUUUAUUUCACAUGUUCAAAUAAAGAGAAUUUGUUUUACAGGA
This is a messenger RNA of Triplophysa rosa, 1595 nucleotides long. RefSeq names its product ras homolog family member F (gene rhof). The record is from RefSeq and is a predicted model, not a curated record. The transcript has 5 exons. Bases 148 to 777 code for a protein of 209 amino acids. Gene Ontology annotation, biological process: cell migration; small GTPase-mediated signal transduction. Gene Ontology annotation, molecular function: GTPase activity; GTP binding. Lineage: Eukaryota; Metazoa; Chordata; Actinopteri; Cypriniformes; Nemacheilidae.